This is a messenger RNA of Spodoptera litura, 625 nucleotides long. RefSeq lists its product as uncharacterized. The record is from RefSeq and is a predicted model, not a curated record. Lineage: Eukaryota; Metazoa; Arthropoda; Insecta; Lepidoptera; Noctuidae.
UAUAUACCUAUACACGCGAAAAUAGAUAAAUUUCUAAAUAAAUAGAUCAAAUAUUGACAAUUAUUCUGCAAUUAAAUCUACAGAGACAGUUGGCUUUUAGAUUUUUUGGAUUAAAUCUGUUCAAGACAGACUUUUUUUCAAAUUAUCUAAAUUUUAUUCUGAAAUGGAUAUCCAGUCAUAUUUUUUGUUGGUAAUAUUAAUAUUAAUAGGCCACAUUUCGAGUGCGUCUUCAGUGAAUUCGACAAAGGAAUGUCCUAAUAUAAAAACUUCGUUGGUUUCUGUGAGGAAGAGACGCCAUCUUGCUUUUCCUCCGGGAUCUGCUGCUUCGGUGACUACAUCAGUGGUGAAAACGUUCAUGACCCACGUACCAUCAGGUUGGUUUGUGGUGGUUGAAGCUGAACUGGUGUACAUGCUGCCAGACCAUACGAUGAUCAGCGCCCACAAGAGAAGGAAGCUUCAUCAUCGACAGAAGAAGGAGAUUUGGGAGACACUUAAAGGCGCUUUGGAGCAACGCAAUAUGAACGGGCGAGGCUGUAUCAUACGGACGAUAUGUGAGGCCAAGAUGCGGUUAGCACCAAAAGGAAAGUCUCUUGUUCACGACAUCUUGAGAGCUAUGUUCACGUAA